Messenger RNA from Aspergillus ruber CBS 135680, 2220 nucleotides. RefSeq lists its product as uncharacterized. The coding region runs from base 130 to 2007 and encodes 625 amino acids. Lineage: Eukaryota; Fungi; Ascomycota; Eurotiomycetes; Eurotiales; Aspergillaceae. The record is from RefSeq and is a predicted model, not a curated record. The transcript has a single exon.
GGUGAAUUGUUGAUUGGUGGCGCGGGAGUGUCGCCGGGAUACAUAAACCAACCAGACAAGAACGCAGCCUCUUUCAUCAGAAACAAGCAUGGGAGGUUAUACCGAACAGGUGAUAUUGUCCGGCGGAGGAUGGCUGACGGCCAGAUUGAUUAUGUAGGGCGCCGUGACCAUCAAGUAAAAAUUCGUGGUUUCCGGAUUGAACUCGAAGCAGUUGAAGCGGCAAUGUUGAAUACGGGUCAAUUUUCACAGGCUGUCGCGUUAAAGGUCGAUGCAGUACCCGGAGAAGCAGCAGGGUCGGCAUUGAUUGCCUUUGCAGUGCUGGCCCCAGGGUCCAAACGUCACGCAGUGUUUAAUGCUGUCGAUUCGUUGAAAGCCGUGUUACCAGACUAUAUGAUACCCAGGAUCGAGGUUAUUUCACAAAUACCUCUUGACAAUCAUGCUAAGGCAGAUCGAAAGCGUCUCGCGCAGCUGUAUCGAGAUCGUUGGACCGAGCAACAGACGGUUGAAAUCAACGACAGGGAUGAGAAAGCCGGGGACAACUAUCAGCGACUUGCUCGCUUAUGGUCGUAUAUCCUUGGUCUUCCAGUGUCUGCCAAAGAUUAUGAUGCGGACUUUUUCCUUCUCGGGGCCACCUCAUUACAGGCGUCUCUUCUUAUCAGCCAGAUACGCCGCACUUUCAAUGCGGAAGUCUCGCUUUUGACCUUGUACGAUAAUUCCAGCCUUGCGAAGCUGGUUACGGUCAUUGAAGAAAGCCAAGGUGGUACCACUCGAGCAGUAUUCUUUGAACAGGAUGUAUGGCUGGAGGACAGCAAGAUGGCAGACGGGCUUGGUCCGCUACCAGGCCCGGUGAUUGAUUGGCAACAUGAGACUGAAGGACGUGUCUUUUUGACAGGUGGAACGGGUUUUGUUGGUGCAUUCUUCCUGGCUGACCUUCUGCACCUGCGGGAUGUGCGCCAGGUUGGCUGUCUGGUACGAGCUGCAGAUCCAACAACUGGCUUGAAGCGUCUUCAACACGCCCUGGCUAAAUACAAUCUGUGGGAGGAUUGGUUUGUGCACAAGCUGCUGCCAAUCUGCGGUACCCUCGAGGACCAGCAUUUGGGUCUAGGCUCGCUGGAACGGUUUGAGAAGUUUGCAAACUGGACCAGCGUUAUCUUUCAUCUGGGAGCACGAGUCAACUACACGCAGCCAUACUCUCUCCAUCGUCCGGCCAAUGUGGUGGGAACAGCAAACAUACUACGUUUCGCUUACACUGGCCGAACGAAGGCGCUGCACUAUGUCUCCAGUAUAUCCUGCUUUGGGCCGACGGGUUUCAUAAACGGUGUCCAAAGUGUCACGGAAGAUGAAUCGUUGUUAAAGCAUCUCGAUGCCCUCCCAUAUGACCAUGGAUAUGCGCAAAGCCAGUGGGUUGUGGAAAACAUGCUGCACCGACUCAUACAGCGUAACCAUCCCAUUGCCGUCUACCGACCAGGGUUCAUCACUGGCCAUACUCAAACCGGCGCCUGCAACCCAGAUGACUUCUUCAGUCGUCUAGUCCAUGCGUGUGCCGAAAUAGGAAGCUACCCAUUGCUUCCGAACCAACGCAAAGAAUUCGUUCCAGUUGACUAUGUCAACGCCGUCAUCUUGCACAUAGCCUCGCUACCUGCCGAUUCUGGUCUGUGCCACGCAUAUCACAUUGUCCCUCCGAGUCGCGCGUCUUCGAUAGACAUGAAUGACUCGAUGGAGCUUGCCAGUUCAUCGAAUUCCAGUGACGCUGGUGGGAAAGGCAUUCCUUAUGGAGAAUGGAUUGAGCUCUUGAUGGACAAGUCUCCAGAGCGACUACGCCCUUUGCAGCCCAUGCUGACCGAGAGGGUACACCAGGGACUCACGCGAUGGGAGCUCUAUGAGAAUAUGCCACUGUACGAGACCCACAACACGAACAGAGCUCUGGAGAGCUACCCUGGAGAGCUUCGGUUUCCGGUGUUGGAUGGCAAGUUGAUGCAGAAGUAUCUCUCUUACCUCCAGUCUUGAGAGGUUGACGGUGAUGGAGAGCAGAAGAUACAAGGGUUAUGCCAAUUUAUGCCUGUCUGGGUAAUAGAUACAACUUUAGUGAAAGAAGUUUCGUUCUUAACGUCUCUCAAUUAAAUUUCUCUUCAUUUACUCAGGUCUAAGCUAAUCCUGCACUCACUUGUGGCUACCAGGCCUUGAUCCUCCCAUGGCAGACUGCCCCGAUACAGCAUCGGC